Phyllopteryx taeniolatus (common seadragon) is the source of this 1796-nucleotide messenger RNA. RefSeq names its product oxidoreductase NAD-binding domain containing 1 (gene oxnad1). The coding region runs from base 142 to 1077 and encodes 311 amino acids. Gene Ontology annotation, cellular component: mitochondrion. The transcript has 8 exons. Gene Ontology annotation, molecular function: oxidoreductase activity. The record is from RefSeq and is a predicted model, not a curated record. NCBI's taxonomy places the organism in Eukaryota, Metazoa, Chordata, Actinopteri, Syngnathiformes, Syngnathidae.
AGUCGAAAAAGCUACGUUUUGGUAAGCAGAAGAAGAGACUACCAACGUCAUGUAACGUCAAUGUGACCAAGGUUGUUAACAUAAUAUAGGUAGCAGACAUGAAAAUUUUGUGACAAAAACAGCCAUAUCCGCUUGGUAGAGAUGAGCGUCCACUGCGUCCUGACAUCCGCUGGCCGGAGCUUCUCAUCAUCGUGUCCCGCGGCUGGCCGACUCCACCGCCUUCUACUUCUUCCCUGGUCCAUCACACAAAGAGGAAAUAUGUCCUCCAAAAAACAGAUGGACCAUCUAGAGAGGACGGCAAGCAACCAAAGACAAAGUGCUGUUUAUCCUGCUCAAGUAUGCGGCAUCAUGAAUGAGUCGGAGUCUGUAAAACGUCUCAGGAUAACUGCUCAUCCAGACUUUAACUUCAAGGCAGGACAAUGGGUGGAUUUCUUCAUCCCAGGAGUGGAGAAGGUGGGAGGUUUUUCCAUGUGCUCCAGCCCAGGUCUGCUGCAGAGGGAGGGCGUCGUGGAAUUGGCCGUCAAAUUUGCCAAUCACCCGCCAGCGCACUGGGUUCACACUGCGUGCGCUCUGGGCGCUCAGGUAGCGGUGCGCGUUGGCGGCGACUUCUACUUUGACCCCUCACCUUCGGACCCCGGCGUGGAUCUGCUGCUGGUCGCCGGCGGCGUGGGCAUCAACCCGCUCUACUCCAUUUUGUCGCACACGGCCGAUUUGUUGCAGCUCAGCCGAGACUCUGGUGGGCGGCGCUACAACAUUGGCUCUGUCCACCUCUGCUACAGCGCCAAGACCACCGAGGAGCUGCUCUUCAAAAAUCCGAUCCUGCGGACGUGCAGGGAGUUUCCUGACAAGUUGACUUGUGAAUUCCAUGUCACCCAGCAGAGCACAGAUAUUGAGCCACAUCUCCAGGCUUUUGUCAACCGUGGGAGAAUCGCACAGGAAGAGUUGCGGACACACGUGGACCCCCAGAGGACUUUGUGUUACCUAUGUGGACCUCCGCCCAUGAUUGAGGCGAUUUCCAAAACCCUCUUGGACGUUGGCCUACCACAAGACCGAAUUCUCUUUGAGAAGUGGUGGUAGCUGCUCCCAUCACUCCCAGAGUGCCACUGUGUUCUUUUUUUUUUUUUUUGGAAUCCGGCUCCCCGUUUUGAGCUUCUGAAUGCAAUUGUGUGGUGGGAGUUGGAACACAGCAGAAUUAAUCAAGCGAUGUGGAACUUUAUGUGGAGCAGUGGAAGUGCUCAGGCAUGUAGCCGGAACCUGAACAUUGACCCACAGGACCUGACAGUACUUUCAUUUCAUUUCAAUUGUGAGGAUGUAAUGUGUUUUUAGUCACCCUGCAGCUGUGCAGAGUUGUGCGGGUCCAAUAUUUGACUCAAAGUGCAAUCUCUAUUCCAGUCCUGGAAUUUUGGACUAAGGUUAAUGCAUUAAUACACAAAUGGAAACAUUUUUAAAGCUGUUGUUAUCCAUUGUUUGAAUUAUUUGCAGUUACACUUUACAUCUAGUAUGACAUGUACAAUUUUCUGUUUUGACUUGGGUUGUACACACUAUUUCUUAGUCACACACACACACACAAGCAGUAUGACAUGGCUCAGUGAGAAACCCACAGCGUAACUUUAAUGGAGCCUCCAGGUGGCCCCCGAUUGGUCCGUAUCCUUAAAACCUCCCGUGGAGACUGUCACGAGCGUCUCGUGAGCGUCACUCAGCGGGGGUGCCACUCUCGUUUCAUUUGAGUUGUUCCACAAAGGAAAUGUUCUAUGCUCUAAUGUGAUGAUUGAAUGAAAUAAAUUACGGAGAAGCUG